AUGGUCGACGGGGCGAGUGCGACACGCCACGACAGCCCUGCUGAUACGUGUCUGGGUCGGUGGAUGCGGCCUGUGGUGGAUGCGUUUCCGCGCAGCCGGCACCGUGUGCGGUGCAGGGCCAUUGCGGCUGUGCAUGUGGCGCUGCUUGUGGCGUUGGUGCUGGUUGCUGCUGCGGCAUGGAUGCCCGCGGUGCAUGCGGUGGUGUUGCGACUGCGGGGCGGCACGGUGAACAGAGCCAUCACGGUUGGCCGCGCCGUGGACACGGUGCUGAUGGACGGCGUGUACAUGAAGAACGGCGUGGCUGUGGUGUUCGACAUUGCGGCGAUGCUUCGCGGUGCGCUGCGCAUCGAAUUGAGGAACUGCGUGUGCGACGGCGGUGCGCAGAUCUACGUGCGGGGCUACAGCGGCGAGCCGACGAGUGACCGGAGCCUGGUGGUGAGCGUGAGCGGGCUGUCCGGGAGCUACUGCUCGCUCGUGUUUGUGGACAACCUGCCGGCACACACGAACGUGACGGUCCGUGACUCGACGAUUGUGACGGCGGGGCCGAUGCGCUACUCGCAGCUGAGCGGGCUGACGGACGCGGUGGCUUCGCCGCUUGUGCUGCACGCGACGUCGCUGUUGCAGACGCAGCUGCGUGUGAGCAACACUGUGCUGAGGUCGUCGCAGGCGGGCGGGUCGGCGCUGUACGUUGGCGGCGGUGUGGACCUGCUGUCGAGCGCGGUGGUGCUUGACGGCGUGUUGCUGGAGGCGUCGGGCGGUCCGACCGCUUCCGCGAUGCAUGUGGCGUCCUCGUCGCGUCUCAGUUUGCGGAGCCACUCGGUGUUCUCCGUGACGAACGUGUCGGUUGUGAGCAGUGGCGGCGGCAUUGUGCUUGGAGAGCGUGUUGCGGUGCUUGAUUCGGUGCUGCGCUUCGUGCGCGUCGAGGGGUCUGUUGCGUCGUUGCUGGUGCGCUGCGACGGUGGGACUGUCGGUGACGGCGGGUGGCUGGACCUGCACGGCGUGUGGGCGGUGGGCGAGGCGUCGUCUGUGGCAUCGCUGUCGGGGGUGACGCUGAGCGGCGGCACCGUGUCGAUUGCGCGCUGCGCUGCCACCGGUGCGACGCUUGUCUCCGGGCUGGCGAUCACGAGCGGCGUCGUGUCGGUGCAGUGCAACCGUGCUGGCGGCCGGGUGCUGCAGAGCGGCAGCGACUACCGCAUGGCCGGCCUGCCCUCCGUGAGCGUGGUGCCGUGCGACGGCUGUGCGGCUGCGCUGGCGUGCUUCGAUGCGCUGACUGCUUCGUUCUCCGACUGCGUGUGCGGCUGCCGUGCCGGCGGCGUGGGCGAGGCAUGCCUGCCGUUCGACGUGCCGCCUGCGAGGGCCAGUGGCGGUGCGGGAGACUGCGUGAGUGGCGUGACGCUGACGGAGUCGGUGACGGUUGGCGGCGGGCGGGCGACGGCGUGCUUUGACUCGGUGGUUUUCAGCGGACCGAUCACUGUGACGGUGGACCUGCGCUUGAUGGAUGCGUUUGCUGACGCGCUGAACGUGACGCUGCGCGACUGCGUGCUUGCGGGUGGCGCACAGCUGCGGAUUGGCGGCCUCAGCGAGAGCACGGCGCGCCUGAUGCCGCACGCCCUCGUCAACAUGACGAACGUGACGUCGCUGGAGGGCACGAUUGUGCUGCAGGGCACGAUGCCGCUGCACUCGAGUGUGCUGCUGGCGAACUCAACGCUGCGCGCGACGGUUGGCGGGUCGCAGUACGUGCCGACGACCCGUGGCCAUGCGGGAUCCCGGCACGGCCCCGCGCUUGUCCUGGACGGUGUCCGGCUUCUGUCGACGUGUUUUGUCAUGACGCGGUCGACGCUGGUGUGUGGCGGCUGUUCGUGCGCUGCGAUCCUCGUGGAGCGCGGCCUUGGCGUGAACCUGUCCAGCGUCUUCUACAUGGACAACUGCGUUAUUAGGUCGCGGACGCACGUGAUGUACGCUCUUGCGUCGGACCUGCGUGUGG
Messenger RNA from Trypanosoma cruzi, 1984 nucleotides. RefSeq names its product dispersed gene family protein 1 (DGF-1), putative. The record is from RefSeq and is a predicted model, not a curated record. Lineage: Eukaryota; Euglenozoa; Kinetoplastea; Trypanosomatida; Trypanosomatidae. The transcript has a single exon. The annotation marks the transcript as partial.